GGGAGGGAGUUUAUGUAGCACGAUUUAAAGAGCUCAAUGAGAACCACAUGGAGGAAGCAGCCCUGAUGACUAAAACCAAUCUGGCAGGGAAGAUCGAGCGCUGAGGAUACCCUCUGACAUUUUCAACGGCGCUCUGACGGGAGAGCUACGUGUCCACCGAUCUGUCCAGGAAACCUCUCUUUGGUGCUCCAAACGCAGGCCAACCUUCCGCUAGGAGACGUGUGGUCAUUUUCACUAUUUAACUAGGAUUCAAGGGACUCAAGACAUGUCAAGCAACAUUGUAAGAAGGACCUCCAGCAAGCAAGGAUUGCAAAACCUCCUGAGACUGACGGCACAGCGCAGCAUCGAGGAUGCUGAGGAGAUCGAGCGGGAGCGCCGCCGCCGGGCACGGGAGCUUAGUUGCUCCUGUGACACUGAGACCGACUCCAGGGGACCCUUCCAGGACAGCAGUCCAGCCGCUGCUGACAGCCUGCCAGAGAAUGAGUUAAAAUCCAAUGAACAACUGGCCCAGGAGGAGGACGAGGGUUUUAGUGACUGGAGCCACAAGAUAGAAAGAUCCAGACAGCAACACCCAGAAAAUCAUGGCCAGACAGACAAGGACAGAAAUCCCUGGAGUGGAGUCCUGACCCCCAGGGGGGAGGACAUGCAAGAGCAGAAACUGGGGCAGAGGAGAAAAAAGACGGAGAACAUCAAGGAGAGAGAGGAUGUACUCAAGAAAGAGGAGAUAUCAUACAGACAAGGAGACAGAGGGGAAGUGGAAGAAAGACAGAAGAAUGAGGAGGUGAAGGUUCUCAUGAAGGCAGAGAAGGUCCAGCGAGAAGACAAAGUGCAGAAGGUUAAAGACAAGAUGAAGGAGCCAAAAGUCUCGUACGUAUCUACAGUCUUCUUGGAACAGGAGAUGGGGCCAACUGACACAGCUGCAGAUGGAGAUGGAGUAAUUUCUCCUCUCGUUCCAAUGACAAAAAUACCAAGAGGUUCAAGGCAAGCCCAGGAGGGGGUCAUAGGGGUGGGAGCCUUCCAAGAGCCAACCCACCACCGUCAUCAUCAAAGGGAGGCUCCGGGGCUGGAGAAAACACAGCAAGAACAGACAGAAGCUCAGCUGGAGGGGAUGAGGAGUGGGGGCCAGGAAGAACUGACACCAGAACAUCCGAGCUCGAUCAGUGAGAGGACUGAAUCGCUGAACCAAUUCCUGAAGAAAAGUAACAGCACUAAGAAGACGCAGAACCCUGUGGCCGUCUCGAAAAUUGAUGACAGAUUAGAGCAGUACGCUCAUGCCAUUGAGAGCUCCUCAAAGGAGGCAAAGUCAGCCAAACAAGUACAGCUAGACCUCCACGCCCCUCCGGAGCCUGUGGCAUCCAAGAAGAACUUUUUCGAGGGUUUAGAUGCCUGGAAUCAGAAGCUUUCCAAAAGCACGCCAUCCAAGGAUGCCGAGGGCCUGAAGGUGGGCGUGUCCGACCUGAUCAACCAGUGGGUGAGGGGCAGCCCGGACGACAGCGGCAGAAACUCGUCCCCCAGGCCAGCAGAUGUAAAAUCUGGGGACGUCUUGCACAAAAAGAACCUUUGGGAAACACUGGGAGACAGUAGGACAUCUGGGCAAAAAAACAAGGGUACCACUUCUUUGAAAAAAUACAAAUUUGUUGUGAUGGGCCAUGGCAAAUACGAGAAGAUUCCUGUGGAUGAUGAGCAUCAUGAUGAAUACACAAAUGGACAAUCCCGUAAGAAUAAGAGAGCUCCUCUACCUAAUAUCCAAGUAUAGUUUCUCUAUAAUUCUUUUGGGAAUACAUUUACUCAAAGACAGUGUGCAGUUAAAUUAAGGCCUAAAUUCCUGAUAUAUAUACUGUACAUAAGACAUGCUACCAAGUCAACUAAAAAAAAUUCAGGCUGGAUUAUUUUAUCUAACAAUGUAUAUUUUUAUUUUCUACUUUUUAAACUACAUAUAGCAAAUAUACUCAAAAUAUUUUGGGGAAUAUUUUUGCCUUUGGGUUGUUGAAGCACGAACAUGAAAAUCAGUUUGAAGAGGUUCAGCUCCUUUUAAGACAGUGCCGUGGUUAUUAAAUGCAUUUGAUAUUGCAGAACAGAACGCAAAUAUAAAUCUUGAGGACAAUAUAAAGCUAUCAAGGUGUUUACAUUUCUGCAAACAAAA
Molecule: messenger RNA, 2143 nt
Organism: Scleropages formosus (Asian bonytongue)
Lineage: Eukaryota; Metazoa; Chordata; Actinopteri; Osteoglossiformes; Osteoglossidae
Product: lymphocyte-specific protein 1-like
Exons: 12
Coding region: 266-1756 (496 amino acids)
Biological process (GO): muscle contraction
Molecular function (GO): myosin binding; calmodulin binding; actin binding
Source: RefSeq, a predicted model, not a curated record